AUGAAUACCCUCGCGCAUCUGUUUAGCUCUCUCACUACGAACGCGGCUGCCACUAUAAAUGAUGACAUAUAUGGCUCUACUAGCAUAAGUCAGCCCAACCCAGACAGUAUCUCGAUUGCGGAUGCGACUUCAAAUUCUGGGACUUCAGAAACGCGAUCAACCAAUUCAUCCAUAAUAAUCAGUCACGAGAUCACUUACAGAUCGUAUCCACCUGAUCCUUACCCUAUGCCGUCCUCCUUAAGUUAUACAAUCGCAUCUGAGCUCACGCCGGGGGCAGAAGAGUCACACCAUCCUCACGUUGGUGCGCUUCUAACACCCGCUGAUCCAAACCCGCCUGGGCCUGUUGCGGAAGGAGAUGUAAUUGAGCCUGAAAGUGCUUCACUAAAACGCCAGAGACUUGAAGAUUUUGACGAAAAACUUGAGGGUACAUCAGACUUCUUCCCCUCAUUAUAUACAUGUAUUCAUGAUUUAAUUUGUGUGUGA
Molecule: messenger RNA, 483 nt
Organism: Melampsora larici-populina 98AG31
Lineage: Eukaryota; Fungi; Basidiomycota; Pucciniomycetes; Pucciniales; Melampsoraceae
Exons: 2
Coding region: 1-483 (160 amino acids)
Source: RefSeq, a predicted model, not a curated record